Messenger RNA from Anopheles coluzzii, 1074 nucleotides. RefSeq lists its product as uncharacterized. Bases 1 to 1074 code for a protein of 357 amino acids. The transcript is spliced from 3 exons. The record is from RefSeq and is a predicted model, not a curated record. Lineage: Eukaryota; Metazoa; Arthropoda; Insecta; Diptera; Culicidae.
AUGGAAGCAGCCGGGAGAUCGACCCGCUCAGGUGCUAGGGCGACGUCGGUGGACUGCCGCACCAGCUUGGCUCCUAGCUCCAAGCUGUUUGCGGCCGAGCCACGUGUUGCGCUUCCUAGGCUAAGCGCCACAGGCGCUAGUAAGCCCACUGCGCAGCCAAAAGCUGCAUCAGCGACACCGGCUCCGGAGCUCGAGUUGCUCAGAGCUACAAUACAACGGCUCGAGGAGCAGAACUGUGCGAUGAAGGAGCAAAACGCACAACUCCUGGAGCAGAUAACUGGCAUGUGCCAACUGCUGCAGGAGGAAAAGGAGGAGGCGAAGCGCCGUGAAGAAAAGCUGGAGGCGCAAAUGGAGAAGCUAGCCGCUGCACAUCAACGCGAUCGAGAUGUGCUCAACUCUCUGCUGGCGGCAAAGGUUGGCGGUGGACAACCGUCAGGUAGUCCACGUCAACUUCCAACUCCGUUGCCGCGCCGAUCCUCUGCGCAGCCGCAGCAGCAGCAACAGCAGCAGCAGCCGCGGCAAAUUAGGACUGACGAGCGGUACAAGCCGCUUAAGGACCAUGUCGUCCUGGGCCGCCGCACCAGUAAGGCGUUGCUGCGACUCACGCUCAGCCGCAAGGCGAAUGCGCAGUACAUGCUGCAACAGGUUCGUGCCAUCGUGGGCAGUGCUGGAGUGUGUCGGCACGUCACAGAAAUGGCGUCAGUGGUCAUUCAUGACGUCGACCCGCUAGCCCGAGAGGACGAUCUCACUUCGCUGAUUGACAGCAAGUUCGAGUCGGGAGCGGGAAUUGUGUCCACAACGAUGAAUAAGAUGACCGACGGCACCCAACGUGCGUAUGUGCGACUGCCGGCGAAGUUUGCGAAGGAACUCGACGGCACUAAGAUUAAGCUGGGCUUUUGCAUCAGCAAAAUCAGAGCCGCGCCACCGACCCCUCGAGAGCGUGUGCGCUGCUAUCGCUGCCUCGAGCUGGAACAUGUGCAUACGCUGCGGCGUUGUGGGGCACAUGGCAAAGGCUUGCACUUCUCCGACGAAGUGCCUCAAGUGCGGUGGUCCACACACAAUUGGACACCCUGA